UGGGACGUGCCAGGAGGGACGGUGCGCUGCAAUAAAGAGGCGGCGGCAGCUGAGAGGAAGAAACAGUGAAGUGGAAAGUCGUGGAAAGUCACACCGCGGCCGCUCUGGUUCACCUCCGUGCCUGCUUCUGACCUCAAAACAGCGGAGGAACAUGCUGCUCCCCCGACCGUCUCAUUAAGUCAGCUACUAAGAGAAACGAAGCUGCUCGACGGGCUUCCACACCGUGACAAUACAGCAGGAGAGUAAUUAACAAAAUAGACAGAUUUAUUGAAGGCCCUGCUGGAUUUUGUGCAGCCGCCAUGGGUAGCAAGACUUUACCAGCGCCAGUCCCUCUCCAUCCUCUCCUUCAGUUGGCCAACUGUUCCCUCAUCCAGGGCUCCUCAAGUCUCCAGCUACCAGCAGAUCAUUUUCACAGCAUCUACAGCUUCAGUGCAAUGCACGCCAUCCAUCUUCAUCAGUGGACCCUUGGCCUCCCUCCUUUGGCCCUGCCCCGCUGCACCAUCUCCAAGUUGCCUCCCCAGUUUUCCUCCAUGGCCUCUAUCCCCAUAUUCCCUUACCUUCUGCAGCCUAAGCAGGACUCUGCAGGGCUGCUGCAGAGCUCCAAGAACAAGCCCCGUUUUGACUUUGCCAACCUGGCAGCAGCAGCCACACAAGAGGAUCAUUUGAAGGUAGCAGAUCUGAGCAUGACAGGUGCUGCUGCUGAAGCACAGGCUUCAUCUCAACACCUACCCUCAGCCAGCCUAGGAUGCCUGCUAGACGUAACCAAACUCUCUUCACCAGAGCGCAAAUCUAGCCGAGGCAGACUGCCCUCCAAGACCAAGAAAGAAUUUGUCUGCAAGUUCUGUGGCCGACAUUUUACCAAAUCCUAUAACCUUUUGAUCCAUGAGAGGACACAUACAGACGAGAGGCCAUAUACAUGUGAUAUCUGCCACAAGGCCUUUAGAAGGCAGGACCACCUCAGGGACCACAGGUACAUCCAUUCCAAAGAAAAGCCCUUUAAAUGUCAAGAGUGUGGAAAGGGCUUCUGUCAGUCCAGGACUCUGGCUGUUCACAAAACAUUACACAUGCAGGUCAAGGAAGUGAAGCCAGCAAAGAUCAAGUGAUUCACUCUGCUUUCGGAGAGGGGACCACUGAAAGAACAUGACCAAAGACAACAACAAUCAAAGAACUGCCAAAGACAGAGCCCUCCAUUUUGGUGCAAACAUUCCUCAAGCAAGGAAUGUUGAAGCAGCCAGCUUUUAAAUAAAUGAAACACAAGUUAGUGGAGACAUGUAUGCUUAGUUAUCAAAGCCUCCUUUUCAAUAAAUGUCAUAUUUGUUUUGUACAAAUGCAUUAUAUCAAAAUGUAUUUUUGCACUUUAACCUGAUUGAUGAUUAUUUACAUAUAUCACUGGAUUUUCUUAAACUUAUUUUCAAAAUGAAUAAUCAUUUCUAAAUAAAAUAUUUUACUGUAA
Acanthochromis polyacanthus (spiny chromis) is the source of this 1453-nucleotide messenger RNA. It is a transcript of the gene osr1, whose product is annotated as odd-skipped related transcription factor 1. Gene Ontology annotation, biological process: urogenital system development; embryo development; regulation of transcription by RNA polymerase II. Gene Ontology annotation, molecular function: RNA polymerase II transcription regulatory region sequence-specific DNA binding; DNA-binding transcription factor activity, RNA polymerase II-specific. Gene Ontology annotation, cellular component: nucleus. The transcript is spliced from 3 exons. NCBI's taxonomy places the organism in Eukaryota, Metazoa, Chordata, Actinopteri, Pomacentridae. The coding region runs from base 300 to 1103 and encodes 267 amino acids. The record is from RefSeq and is a predicted model, not a curated record.